GCCUCGCUCGCUCUCGGGCCCCGCAGCCGUGCGCGCCCGGCGCCAUGGGCAAAAAGGGCAAGAAGGAGAAGAAGGGCCGCGGCGCCGAGAAGACGGCCGCCAAGAUGGAGAAGAAGGCGUCCAAGCGCUCGCGGAAGGAGGAGGAAGACCUGGAAGCUCUCAUAGCCCAUUUCCAGACGCUGGAUGCCAAGAAGACCCAGGUCACUGAGACCCCAUGCCCCCCACCUUCUCCACGGUUAAACGCCUCCCUCUCCGUCCAUCCAGAGAAAGAUGAAUUAAUCCUUUUCGGAGGUGAAUAUUUCAAUGGCCAAAAAACUUUUGUAUACAACGAUCUCUAUGUCUACAAUACCAGAAAAAACACCUGGACCAGUGUUGACAUCCCUGGUCCACCUCCGAGGCGCUGUGCUCACCAGGCUGUGGUGGUGCCUCAGGGCGGUGGGCAGCUGUGGGUCUUUGGAGGGGAAUUUGCAUCUCCUGAUGGGGAGCAGUUCUACCACUACAGGGAUCUCUGGGUCCUGCAUUUGGCCACCAGGACUUGGGAGCAAGUCAGAUCUACAGGAGGCCCUUCUGGUAGGAGUGGCCAUCGGAUGGUGGCCUGGAAGAGACAGCUAGUUCUUUUUGGUGGCUUCCAUGAGAGUACAAGGGACUACAUCUACUACAACGACGUGUACACCUUCAGCCUGGACUCGUUCACCUGGAGCAAGCUGUCCCCGGCAGGGCCCGGGCCCACGCCCAGGUCAGGCUGCCUGAUGACCGUCACUCCGCAGGGCAGCAUAGCCAUCUACGGGGGCUACUCAAAGCAGAGAGUCAAGAAGGACGUGGACAGAGGCACCCAGCACUCAGACAUGUUUCUGCUAAAGUCUGAGGGAGGAGAAGGCAAAUGGGUAUGGACCCGGAUUAACCCCUCAGGGAUCAAGCCCACCCCAAGGUCUGGCUUCUCAGUGGCUGUAGCCCCGAAUCAGCAGACGCUGCUCUUCGGGGGUGUCUGCGAUGAGGAAGAAGAAGAAAGCCUGGACGGCAUGUUCUUCAAUGAUCUGUACUUCUUUGAUGCCACCAGGAACCGCUGGUUUGCGGGGCAGCUGAAGGGCCCCAAGGCAGAGAAGAAGAAACGCAGGCGGGGUAAAGCAGAGGAGUGCGGAGCCGGCAGUGAGCAAGAGCCUGGGCCCGCUGGGGCCCCAGAGCCCGUAGAGGUGGUGAAAGAGGUGGUGACCGAGGACGGGACCGUGGUGACAAUCAAACAGGUGCUCAUGUCCCCGGGCCCGGGCGGACGGCCUCCACCCGAGGCUGAGGACGAGGCCGAGGACGGUGCCUCCGAGCCCGGCUGCCCCUCCGCGGAGCCAUGUCCACGCUCCAGUGCCAUGCUGGCCGUCCGGCACGGGCUGCUCUACGUCUACGGCGGCAUGUUUGAAGCCGGUGACCGUCAGGUGACCCUCAGCGACCUCCACUGCCUUGACCUCCACAAGAUGGAUGCAUGGAAGACCUUGGUGGACAUGGACCCAGAAACGCAGGAGUGGCUGGAGGAGAGCGACUCGGAGGAGGACAGCAGCUCCAGUGAGGGCGCGGCGGCGGGGGACGAGGACAGCGGGGGGGACGAGGACAGCGGGGGGGAUGAGGCAGGUGAGCCCCGCCCGUGUGACCCCGUUCUGCAGGUGUGCUCUUGAGGUGGUGCGGACAAGACGCAGGUGCAGCACUGCUGUGUCCGGAGGCGCUCAGCGCUGUCCUGGCAGCUGCCCUGACUCAGCCUGCCCCUCUCUUGUUCCCCUUCUCCUGGACGAGAAGACUGACACUCGCUGCCCGCGCUUGGGGACAGUAGGCGGAGCGCGCCUGGCCCAGCAGGACUGGCUGGUUCUCGCCAGGGCCACGCAGGCCUGGUGCACACAGGAAGGCGCUGGAGGAGGCCCGAGACUGAAGGCCAUCUGAACGGUGGGAAGUUGAGUUCCACGGGUCUCACGGGUGGCAGGUGUGCCCUGGUCUCCCCUGUGGCGGGCAUCUUCCUGCAGCCCGAGUGUCACAAGGCUGGUGAGCCAGGCCGUGUGGGUGGAGACAGGACGCUGGAGACCCUGGGUGCACCCGUGGCUUCAAUAAACAGCACCCCAACCCCCUGUGGGGGCUUUCCUUCUA
This is a messenger RNA of Dipodomys ordii (Ord's kangaroo rat), 2121 nucleotides long. RefSeq names its product kelch domain containing 4 (gene Klhdc4). Bases 45 to 1661 code for a protein of 538 amino acids. Gene Ontology annotation, molecular function: protein binding. The transcript has 11 exons. The record is from RefSeq and is a predicted model, not a curated record. Lineage: Eukaryota; Metazoa; Chordata; Mammalia; Rodentia; Heteromyidae.